AUGCUCAACACUUCAUUAAUAUCAAACGAUGGCCCCUUGGGUGACAUAUGGCUUGCGGCAAAUUACGACAAGAAGCUAACCAAACACCAGCUCCUUAAUACAGAUAUUGUUGAAUCGGCAAAGUACAUCAGUAAUCGUACUAGCGCAAGUCACGACCCCGAUUCCCCAACUGAAAUGGAUGCUAUCACGUUGCGUUUGUCCGGCCAGUUAUUAUUGGGUGUAACCAAGAUAUAUUCGCGCAAAACAAAGUACUUAUUGGAUGACAUCAAUGACGUUUUGUACAAACUUAGAGCUGUGUUUAGAAUGUCGAGUGGUGUUCAACUUGGACCAGAUGGAUUGUCCGCCAAAGUCAACUUGCCACCACAACAUACUACAAUCUCAGACUUGAAUACAAUUACCUUGAAGGACCAAGUCACAGGGUUUGACUUGUUAUGGCAAGAAAACUUGCAACUCGAGGAAGAGCCCAUCAAUCCUUUGGAUACAGUCUUCAACAAUGAAAAUGAUGCUUCGAGAUUCGAUACCUCUGUAGGAUCCAUCGAGUACGGUAGGUUGGAGAACGUGGAAGAUAAUGCUGCAGAUAAAGACGAAGAUAUCAACUUGGACUUUGAUUUAAACUUAGAUGAUGGAAGGGAGAGUUUUGCAGGCUCAAUCGAGCUUGGGAGGAAUGUAUCUAAUGUGGGAGAUGACGAACACAACUCUAUAUUAGGAGAUCUCCACAAAUCAAACAACAUAUUUGAACUAGAUCUUGGCCAACCGUUACAAAACAUUGAUGAUUUUGAUUUCGAAUUCGAUGACGGCUACGUCUCAUCCUCAAGUCUUGCUAACAACGAGGUGUCACCAGUCGAAAACCAACAAACUUCCAUCCAACCAAGAGCAAGAUCUAGACCAAGGCAAAAAAGAACAAGAAUAACCGAUGAUGGAGAGAUGGUUGUGGUGAAUAAGAAGUUGGUGGUAGAUUCCGAAGACAACUUGCAAAUAUCACUAGACAGUUUGAGAGACAAUCAGCAAAACACACUAAUCCACGUCAACUCCAAACAAUUGACCGGUUCAAAAAUGUCAAACAGUGACAAAUUGCUACUAAUUCAAGAAUUAUCACUUCCAGUAGCGUCAAAGAAGCGAAAGUUAUGGGAUUUUAGCUCGGAUUUACAUUUUAGGAUACCGGUGGAACAAGAUGACAGUGACGAUGAAGGUGGGAAUAACAGCUCAACUGACGACAGUGACGAUAGUAUUGACAAUUCCAUGGACGAUAUUACCAUGUCAGAUAGCGAGAGCGAAAAGGAAACACCUUCAAAAUCUCGCAAGGUUGAUGGCGAAGACGAUAACGAAGACGAUAACGAAGAAGAAGAGGACUCAGCAGAUGAGUCUUUUGGUGAAAAUGGCGUGGAAAAUGUUGCCAAGAGUACAAAGCAAGCAGCCGAUGAAUUACAAGACUUGUUCAGAUUGGACGCAAGUGUUUCAUUCAAGGAUUUUGUAGAGGCUGACUCAACGGCAAUAAGACCAUUGGGGUUGAAAAACAAGAAAUAUGUGAAUUCUAAAAGAGAAGCUUCUAGAUGUUUCUUUGAAGUAUUGGUCCUUGCAACUAAUGAUUGUAUCAACUUGCACCAAGAAUCUUCAGACUUGAGCGUCCCUACAUCAAUCAGCAUCACAUCAAGAGACAACUUGUUUAACUAUGUAUAA
Molecule: messenger RNA, 1677 nt
Organism: Lodderomyces margitis
Lineage: Eukaryota; Fungi; Ascomycota; Pichiomycetes; Serinales; Debaryomycetaceae
Gene: MCD1
Product: kleisin alpha
Exons: 1
Coding region: 1-1677 (558 amino acids)
Biological process (GO): mitotic sister chromatid cohesion; replication-born double-strand break repair via sister chromatid exchange; synaptonemal complex assembly
Cellular component (GO): cohesin complex; synaptonemal complex
Molecular function (GO): protein binding; chromatin binding
Source: RefSeq, a predicted model, not a curated record